Molecule: messenger RNA, 210 nt
Organism: Phytophthora sojae
Lineage: Eukaryota; Oomycota; Peronosporomycetes; Peronosporales; Peronosporaceae
Exons: 1
Cellular component (GO): NADH dehydrogenase complex
Molecular function (GO): NADH dehydrogenase (ubiquinone) activity
Source: RefSeq, a predicted model, not a curated record
UUAGAUGAACAAAAAGAUGAUUUAGAAAAGUUAACAGCUUAUGAAUGUGGAUUUAAUCCUUAUGAUGAUGCUAGAAAAAGUUUUGAUGUAAAAUUUUAUCUAGUAGCUAUUCUUUUUAUUAUUUGUGAUUUAGAAGCUGUUUUUGUUUUUCCUUGGGUUUUAACUUUAAGUUCAAAUUUUUCAUGGGGAUUGAACGGAUUUGUUAAAUUU